GUACCAUGGACCUAGAAGAGUUCAGGACGCGCGGCAAAGAGAUGGUCGACUACAUCUGCGCAUACAUGGAACAGUUGAGAGAUCAGAGGGUCACACCAGACCAAGAACCCGGCUACUUGAAACGUUUGAUCCCAGAUGAGGCUCCGUUCGAGCCCGAAACUUGGGAGAGGAUUAUGGACGACGUCGACACCAAGAUAAUGCCGGGUCUCACCCACUGGCAGCACCCGGAUUUCCACGCUUACUUUCCCAGUGGUAACUCCUACCCGUCGAUACUGGCCGAUAUGUUGUCCAACGCCGUGGGGUGCAUCGGCUUCUCGUGGGCGGCGAGUCCCGCGUGCACCGAACUGGAGACCAUCGUCAUGGACUGGUUCGGCAAAGCCAUCGGCUUACCGGACGACUUCAUCGCCUCGCGCAAACCCGGAGGCUCCGGCCCAGGUGGAGGCGUCAUCCAGACCUCCGCCAGCGAGUGCGUCCUCAUCUCGAUGCUGGCCGCUAGGAACCAAGCCAUCCAACACCUGAAACGGAACUCCGGAGACGUGGAAGACAGCGCUUUCCUCCCUAAGCUGGUAGCUUACUGCUCCGAGGAGGCUCACUCCUGCGUGGAGAAGGCCGCCAAAAUACUACUGGUCAAGCUGAGGAUCCUCCAAGCAGACGGGAACGGCUCGUUGACGAAGGACACUCUCGCCGACGCGAUGGCCGAGGACAAGGCCGACGGUCUGUUCCCGUUUUUCGUGUCAGCCAUUUUGGGAUCGACGUCGAGCUGUUCCUUCGACGACCUGCGGGAAAUCGGGCCGGUCUGCAAACGCGAGUCGAGCGUUUGGCUCCACGUAGACGCCGCGUAUGCCGGGAACGCGUUCAUCUGUCCCGAGCUUAAAAAGUACUUGGAUGGGAUAGAGUACGCCGACUCGUUCAACACCAACCCCAACAAGUGGCUGCUGGUCAAUUUUGACUGUUCCUGUCUUUGGGUGCGCAGCAGGGUAAAACUGACGUCGGCGUUAGUGGUGGACCCGCUCUACCUCCAGCACGCCAAUUCCGAUGAAGCGAUCGACUACAGACACUGGGGCAUACCUCUGAGCAGAAGGUUCAGGUCGUUGAAGCUGUGGUUCGUGCUGAGAAAGUACGGAUUGUCCGGUCUACAGAAAUACAUCCGGAACCACAUCAGACUGGCCAAACAUUUCGAGACGCUCGUCAGGAAGGACCAUCGCUUCGAGGUGGUCAACGAUGUGAGACUCGGGCUGGUGUGUUUCAGGCUCUUGGCCAACGACUCCAAUAACCAGGCGCUUCUGGCGUCCAUCAACUCUUCAGGGAAGCUCCACAUGAUCCCGUCCAUGGUUAAGGACAAAUACACUAUGAGGUUUUGCGUAACUGCCGAGAAUGCCACCCAAGAGGACGUGGAGCGGGCCUGGAGGAUCAUCGACCGGCACGCUUCCGAAUUGAUCGACGCCAAGGGCGCGAAGAAGGAGGCGAUCAGACCCACGUUGUCCAGGCAACAGUCCAAGAGGUUCUCGUUCGUGAGGAGCGUCUCCAAAGAGAUUUACCAGAGGUCGAGGAGCAAAUCGAACCUUCUGGACGGUGCCACGCCCAUUUUGGUGGCGGAUUCCGACGAGGAGGACGAAGAGUACGGCGCGGGGUGCACGGACGGUAUCCUGGACUCGUUGGCCACGAGUCCAGAGGACGAGGUCUUCUUCGACGAGUUCAAGAGGGAUUUGAGGGCGACGCCCAAGCCGACGCAGGAGAUCGGGUGCAACGGCGUCUGAGCGUCCUCCAUUGCUACUUCCAAUGUUUCCCCCCCGAAGUCAGUAUUAUACAUCGCCAUUGUACAUGUCCAAAUAAAUUAUUUUUUUAUGCAAACGAGUUAGUUAUUGACACCGACAAUGAAUUCACGAACGCGAGGUUUAACGCCCUCUAGUGAUUGUGUCCAGGAAAAAGCGCGGGACGUACGGUUCAAUUCAAUUUAAAUUUUGAAUGAAAAUGUAAAAAAAAAAAUAAUUUACGUCGAAAUUGUCGAAAAUUAUUGAAAUUUAUGAAAUUAAUAAACAUCUGAAAAUACAU
Cylas formicarius (sweet potato weevil) is the source of this 2052-nucleotide messenger RNA. RefSeq names its product tyrosine decarboxylase-like (gene Tdc1). Gene Ontology annotation, biological process: amino acid metabolic process. The transcript has 3 exons. Lineage: Eukaryota; Metazoa; Arthropoda; Insecta; Coleoptera; Brentidae. The record is from RefSeq and is a predicted model, not a curated record. Bases 6 to 1757 code for a protein of 583 amino acids. Gene Ontology annotation, molecular function: pyridoxal phosphate binding; carboxy-lyase activity.